Molecule: messenger RNA, 1250 nt
Organism: Zingiber officinale
Lineage: Eukaryota; Viridiplantae; Streptophyta; Magnoliopsida; Zingiberales; Zingiberaceae
Product: protein YIF1B-B-like
Exons: 5
Coding region: 176-982 (268 amino acids)
Biological process (GO): endoplasmic reticulum to Golgi vesicle-mediated transport
Cellular component (GO): endoplasmic reticulum membrane; Golgi membrane; COPII-coated ER to Golgi transport vesicle
Source: RefSeq, a predicted model, not a curated record
GAAAAAUGUUGGAAAUAAACCUGGAAGGCUGGAAGAGUUCCAUCGAAACACCCUCCGCAGUUGGCAGCGAAGUAGACCCCCAUCGCCUUACGAUCGUCGAGAAGGAAAGAUCAAAGGGGAGAAUUCGAAUAGGGAUUCGACUGAUUCAGUUUCAGGGCGUCGAGAACGGUGAGAUAUGUAUAAUAAUCUUGGAAAUCAGGCUGGGGUACAGGGCCCCGCAGUUAAUCCUCAGCCCAAUCCUUUUGGCAAUGCAUUCUAUGGAGCUGGAUCAGGACUUAUUCGAGGUGGUCUUGGGGCAUAUGGAGAGAAGUUCUUGGGCUCAAGUUCCGAAUUCAUGCAAAGCAAUAUUAGCAGGUAUUUCUCCAACCCACAGUAUUAUUUUCAAGUGAAUGACCAAUACGUGAGGAACAAGCUGAAGGUCAUCUUGUUUCCAUUCCUGCACAGGGGCCACUGGACUAGGAUAACGGAGCCGGUCGGAGGCAGGCUUUCUUACAAACCACCAAUCUAUGACAUCAAUGCCCCAGAUCUAUACAUCCCUUUUAUGUCAUUUGGUACUUAUAUUAUUCUAGCUGGCUUCGCAUUUGGUCUUCUAGGAAAAUUUAGCCCAGAAGCUUUGAGCAUACAGUUCACAAGGGGACUUGCUGGUUGGUUUAUGCAGGUUUUGCUACUGAAGGGCUUGUUAUAUUCGCUAGGAAGUAGUGAAGCACCAUUGCUCGAUGUGGUAGCAUAUGGUGGGUAUGCUUUCACGGGCUUGUCCCUGAAUAUGCUGGCUAGGCUCUGCUGGAGCUACUCGUAUUAUUUUCUUAUGCCGUGGAUGAGUCUUUGCAUGGGGGUCUUCUUGGUGAAGACCAUGAAGAGGGUACUUUUCACAGAGAUGAGAAGUUAUGAGAAGCAUUCGAGCCGGCAGCACUACAUUUUGCUGUUCAUGGCGAUUGCUCAGUUCCCGCUCUUCUUCUGGCUUGGCAAAAUCAGUGCAGCGUGAGGAGGUGGUUCAAUAGCUAUUGCUUGCCCCCCAAUAAAGUGGAAUGCCCUUAAGAUGGAAUGCAGAUGCCUGGAGCUCAACAAUUUUCGAAGAAUGAUUGUUAGGUACUGGUUGAUUUCUUGAGAAGCCUUUUUGAGAAUGAUGAAUUUGCUAUUUGGUAGAUACUAACUUUAACCGGGACAUGUAGUGACGAUGACUAAGACUUUUAUUUGUUUAGUGCUGUCUGAGAAAUAAAAUACUACAAAACCUACUGACGUAUAUUUUCACA